Molecule: messenger RNA, 926 nt
Organism: Bombina bombina (fire-bellied toad)
Lineage: Eukaryota; Metazoa; Chordata; Amphibia; Anura; Bombinatoridae
Product: tRNA pseudouridine synthase-like 1
Exons: 6
Biological process (GO): tRNA pseudouridine synthesis
Molecular function (GO): pseudouridine synthase activity; RNA binding
Source: RefSeq, a predicted model, not a curated record
AUGCAUGCAGGUGACCCAAAUGCUGCUUAUCCUUCUCUGGAAGGUGGCUUGUUUCCUCCGGAGGUUACGGCACGGUCCCGCAUGGCCAUAUCCUUGGCGCUGGCUCAUUUACAGCUCCCAGGAGUGUGUUUACGAUAUUGUCCAUGUUCUGUUAACCAGGGCUCGUCAGGCCUGGGAUCGCUUGGUCCAGUUCAGCCUUCUGGAGGAGUGACUACCCCUGAGGCUUCAGGGGGGCAACCUUCGGGGCCAGGGUCCUUAUUUGCCCUGGCGGGGGGGGUGACUUGUGUGGCCUUUGACAGUCCUGGGUGCCCUUUGCUUCAGGCUGAUCCUGACUGGUCUUUGACUUUGGGAGUGUUGUCCAUUGUGCCUGGAGCUCUAGAGUGGCUGCGUGACUUGUCAUUGCCUUGCUCCAUUUUGAUGGCAGCACAGAAGCUAAAGCCUGUUGGCCGCAUUAAGUUCUACAUAUCCAGCCGCACAGACUCCGGUGUCCAUGCAAUCUGCAACUCUGCGCAUGUGGACAUUGAGAGGGCAGCAGGGAAGACCCCAUUUUCUGAGACCGUUCUGGAGCAAGCGUUGAAUCAUCACCUGAUACCUGAACCCAUCCGUGUGCUUAAAGCCAUUCGUGUGAGUGACAACUUCCAUGCAAGGUACAAUGCUUUGUCUCGUACCUACACGUACAGGGUGGUGACUGGAUGCAGCAGAAUAGACCUUCCAGUGUUUGAGAGGGACCUUUGCUGGGCAGCACAUGGAGGACGUCUGAAUAUAGAAGCAAUUCAGGAAGCUGCUCAACUGAUGCUUGGUACUCACGACUUCAGUGCAUUCCGAUCCUUUAACUCAGAUAACAUCUACAAGUCUCCUAUCAAGACUUUGCUCCAAGCAGAUAUCACACCCUCCUCCACCAUGUGGAAUCACCACUUACAAAGCAG